Scylla paramamosain (green mud crab) is the source of this 5908-nucleotide messenger RNA. RefSeq names its product centromere protein J-like (gene Sas-4). The transcript is spliced from 2 exons. Lineage: Eukaryota; Metazoa; Arthropoda; Malacostraca; Decapoda; Portunidae. Gene Ontology annotation, cellular component: centrosome; centriole. Gene Ontology annotation, molecular function: tubulin binding. The record is from RefSeq and is a predicted model, not a curated record. Gene Ontology annotation, biological process: centriole elongation; cilium assembly. The coding region runs from base 1059 to 4841 and encodes 1260 amino acids.
AUACGAACAUUUGUUUUGGUCCCGCCCGCAGCGUCUAGUCUUCCCUCCCGCCCUUACCUCUCCUACAGGGACGCGUCGUGAGCACCCUGGCACUGGUGGCCUGAGCCUUGGAUCCUGCUGAGGGGCGGAGGGACGCUGAAGAGGCAGAAAGAGCAGGUGCCUUAAGGAUGACCACACAGUACAAGCGUGCAUCCAUCAGCAGUGUGGGCGGCAAGAGGCGGUCAGGCAGCACCAAGUUUGAGUUGACUGACGAACAAAAGACUGACAUCAAGGAAGCUUUUGACCUUUUUGAUCCCAAUGGCACUGGCACUAUUGACCCCAAGGAACUCAAGGUGGCUAUGAGAGCCCUUGGGUUCGAGCCAAAGAAGGAAGAGAUCAAGAAGAUGGUGGCAGAAAUUGACAAGGACGAGAGUGGCAAGAUCAGGUUUGAGGAGUUCCUGCACCUCAUGACGAUCAAGAUGGCUGAGAAGGACGUCAAGGAGGAGAUCCUGAAGGCCUUCAAGCUGUUUGAUGAUGACAACACUGGCAAGAUUUCCUUUGCAAACCUGAAGCGUGUGGCAGAGACCCUCGGCGAGAACCUGACAGACGAGGAGCUGCAGGAGAUGAUAGAGGAGGCGGAUCGCGAUGGGGACAACGAGAUCAACCAAGAGGAGUUCUUCCGUAUUAUGAAGAAGACGAGCCUCUACUGAUGGACCACUUGGGAGGACUGCUUUGUACUCUUCCUUAUCUCUGCAUCUCGUCUUUGUGUGUGUGUAUGUGUGCGUGGUUGCAUCUGUGCCUCGCUUCCUAUUCAGACUGAUUUGUUUGUACUUUGAGGUGAAGAGUGAGGUCUGCACAGCCUGCUGCCCCUCCUGGAGUCUCAGGGGGUGGCAUGAAAGGCAGCUGUGGACUGAAAUUCAUAGUGUUUUUCGUAUAAACUAGUGCUUCAUUUUGUGUGACUGAAGAAAAUUACAAAUUAUUUUUUUAUGCCAAAGGUUUUCUAAAAUAUAUUUUUCUUAUGUACUGUUUUCACUUUUGUGUUUAAUUUAGUUGUGCAAACUUGUGUGUGAAAUCUUGCAAUGGCCAGUCAAGGGGAUGCUGUGGCUGCCUCAGGGCCACUGGAGGCAACAGAACAGGACCUGGAGAAACCAUCACCCUCCCAGUCUCUCCUGCAGAGGCUUAAGAGUCUGAGAGAGUGGCAGGAGAGGCAACGAGAAGAGUUGAUGCAGGUGCUGGCCCACUCCAUGCCUCCCAAAGCACCCUCCCUCACCCCUUUGAAAGAGGAAACUCCAGCACAACUUUCUGAAUCUGUGAUAACAGAUCAUUCCACACCUCCCCAUUCAGUGCCUCACAGGGUGGAGGAUUCUCAUACCACUGUGGGACUCCCUAGGGCAGAAGAUGUAUCCCCUGUCAUUUUCACCUCUCACCACCCACCUGUACAGCCUCCUGAAAACUUCUCAGAGGAGGUGCAAGUCCAGCCGAGGCAGACCAAGUGGGGGGACCAGCUUCCUGACAACCAAAGUUUAGGUGAGCUGGAUCCCAUAGCUGCUGCAACAAAACCAUCAAGCCAUCUCACUCAUACACAGGAAAGCAAUGAGUGGCAAGCAUCACCUCUCACGUUAACAGGACAUUCUGUGGUUUGUGACACAUCUGAUCCUGAACACAAUGACCUGGAAGGUGAUGAGAGGAGCAUGACUGAGAUAGAAUAUGACAUACCUGUACCCACAGGUGCUCAAGAAAGAAAUCAGGAUUCAGCUUCACUCUCUCCUCAGGAUCCCAAUGAGUACAUGGAUGAGAGCAUGAAGGACUUAUUUGGUUUAGAGAAGCAAAAGGCAUACAGGUCUGAGAAGUACAAGUCUCCAGCACCAAACAAGGAGUGUCUGAGUAAAGGAACGACACAUUCAGCUCAUGUGUUGAGGAACUUUGCACCUAGCAAGUCCUUCUUCUGUUCCAUGAGUCAACAGCCUGAAGAAGGAGCUGCAGUGGAAACACCAAGACCCAGUCACAGGUUCCUGAGGAAGGGUCAGGGCACUUCUAGAUUUGGCAUGAAGGCCAUGAGGUUGAAAAAAAUGUCAAAGAAAGAGCCAGCUACUGACUCAAACUUGCUUCCUGAUGCAGUGGUGCAGAAUACUGCAGAGCUUUCCCACACAACCUCAACCCCUGUUCUUACUCCUACCAAGAGACAGUUCAGAUUACCUAUACGAACCCUAAAGCUGCAAGAAGUGCUGCAGGUGUGCCCUCCUGAGAGUGAGAGAUUGAAUGGUAUGGAUACACCAGUCCGUGGACUAGUGCAGCAUAGAGCCUCACCAGGUCGGGCACCCACACAGCCCUCAGGUCAAGACCUCACCACUGCCUUGCCAGGUCCACGUGACGUGGAGAAACAGCAGCGCAAGGAGGAAGAAGAACUGUCUGCCUUUGAGAAACUGGAAGAGUUAGCAGAAGACUCCAGUUUCUCCUCAAACUCUUCCACAGUGUGGCACCUGCUGAAGCAAGGCCAGCAGCAGUCUGCCUCCUCCACCCCCCUGCGCACCCCGCCCCCCUUGGCCUUCCAGGAGACCCCAGUGGUUGGCUCUCUCAGCAUGCAGUCCAAACACCUUGGAGCCGAAUCUCAGUUCUUUCUUGGGGACUUGACAAACAGAGUGGUGCAAGCAACCAAUGGCCCGUCCUCACAGCAGCACCCAAUGGCAGUGGAUGUGAAGGAGGUGUUGGCACAGCUGAAGUCAAUUGUCAGACUGGAGGGACACAGCAUCAGUGAUGUCACCGAGUCAGACAUUCAAACAUUUCUAGAGGGGUGCAGUAGUCAGCACUCGUGUGAUACAGCACAUUCCACCAGCACCCCAGCACUGCCCAAGCCUCCCUCAGCACUGCAGGCAGGACCCCAUCAUGUCCACUUUGCCAGCCAGGGAGUGCAAGUUAUGGAAUAUGAGUUGUCAGACAGUGAAGGAGAGGAUACACUGACGGAAGCUGCCUCCCUUGACAGCGACCUGAUCACCACCUCAGACCUGGAGGCUCUCACACAGAUGAGUGUCAGAAGACCACCUGAUGUUCCUUACUGGCAGCAACAGACUAAGCCAUCCAAGGGGAGUAACAUUGAGGGUGACAGCUCCUCAUCAAGUGAAGUCGCUCGCGCAGAGCAGGAGAUGGCACAAGGCCGAGAGGCAGUUUUGUUAACAUACUCCCCGCCUCCCCCUCGCCCUGCACAGUCUGCCUCCAGUUAUAUCUGGUCCAUUUUUGGUAAGGAGAGGGAUGCAAGGGAGCAGUCUGCACCUAAGGCAGCUCCAAAGCAAGCCAAGAAGAAAGGCCACCAGCAGCCACCACUCAUGCCACGGGAGACCGAGAAAAGUGUGGCAAGUGCUGCGCAUCCUGGCCCAGAUGCAGAAGCCAGUAAGGAGCUGGAGGCACACAAGACUUUGCUUCUCGCCAAAGUUGCUGAGCUGGAGAAGGAAACUAAUCUGUUCAAGAAGGAGAACUCACAGCUAAAGAGACUCCAACAACAGGCACGGGAGCAAAGGCAGAAGCUGGAGGAAGAGAAACACAGACUGGAAGAGGAAAUGGCAACUGAGAAGAGAAAGUUUCGGGAGUAUGUGGACUGUGAGAGGAAUGCUUUGUGGAGAGAGAAGCAGCAGGUUCUUCACAGACCUGCUCUAGCGACUCAGCCUGAGGAGCAGGUGAUGGAGGCUGUGCGUCUCAGAGAGCAGAUUCGGGAGUUGCAGGAGGAGGGGGAGAGGAAAGAAUCGCUGCAUCAGUUUGCUGUCAAGAAACUCACUGACAGGAUCAAAACUUUAGAAAAUGAGAACAAGAGGCUAAAGGAAAAAAAUAAUUCCCUACAAGCCCUUGAGAAGGAAAAUCAGGACCUUCGGCUUAAAAUUGACCGAACCAGGGGAGGGGGAAGGACCAGAGCAGCCACACAACCCUCAAAGCCCACUCGAGGGAGAUCAAAACCAGGUGCCAGAUCCACAACUGUUGAUGGGGUUGCCAAGGCAUUAGACAAGAUGACCAGACCCCAGCCAGUCAUUGUCAAAGAACCACAGGACAAUGCCAGCAGCAAAGCCAGCAAAACUAAAGAGGAUGUGGCAAACAACAACACAAACACAGCAGCCAAGGAGAGUGACAAGGAUGUCUUGACCAUGCAAGGAAGCAACACCAAGGCUGAAUCCUCGCGGGAAUCAGCACCUACUCUCAAGAACACACCAGUUACAGAAGAAGAUCCUUCCAGUGCUCCAGCCAGUCCUGCAAGACACACUCUGGCCUCAUUACCAGCAUGGGCAAGGGUGGGAUGCACAGAGGAGGCCGGGCUGGAACACACUGAGAGGGUGAGGGAGGAUGGCAUCCGGGAAGUGAUCUAUGCCAAUGGGAACAGGAAGGAGAUUCAUCCAAGUGGGGAAGUGAUCGUUAGCUUCUACAAUGGCGACAGGAAGGAGAUCCACGCAGACCGGACAGUGUACGUGUACGGCAGCGACCACACCAGCCACACCAUGUACUCCAGCGGCAAGGAGGAGCUCAUCUUUCCCAAUGGACAGCGGGAGACGCGUUGCCCAGACGGCUCCUCAGAGAUCUCCUUCCCCAACGGAUCCCGGAAGUCGGUGCUGAGUGACGGGACAGAGAUCUGCACCACCAGGGAUGGAUCAGUUGUGCGUACCAAUCCCGACGGCAGCCAGGUGUUUGAGUUCCCCAGUGGCCAGAGGGAGGUGCACCGCGGUGGAGAGAAGCGAAGGGAGUACCCCGACGGAACUGUGAAGAUCCUGCACCCUGACGGGAGGGCCGAGACGCGGUACAGCUCCGGGAGGACGCGCAUCAAGGACAGGGAAGGCAACGUGGUCCUGGACACCCACACUGCUCUCUCCUCUCCUCUGUCUUCCUGACAUGUCGUGUGGUGUCCGUCUCUCUCUCUCUCUCUCUGCCUGCUACUCUUACCUCAUUUCUCGUCUUGUACAUAUUACUACUCUCUCGGUGCGGUUAGUGCACUGAAUCUGCAACUUGACCUAUUACCAUGCAGCAGGUAUUGUUUGCAUAAUAUUCAUGUUGAUUUUUUUAUUGCCUGAGAAUGCGGGAACAAUUUUACAUGUAAUGUUUUGAAUCAUGUGGUAGGAGGAAUGUUUAUGGACAUUUUGGAGUUUUAGUUACUUUUGUGGUUGGAUUUAUGGAUGUAGGAACUAAUUUGUAAGUGGAUGAAUGGUUCUGUCAAUUGAUCUAUUUGCUGCCUCUGUCUUGGGUGCACUCCUGUGUUCCUUCUUGUUGUGUCGGGCAGGACGGAAGUUUGUGAAGCACGGUCUUACUGCAGUCUUGGGUUUGCAUGCGUGUUUGUUGUGCAGCUGUUCAGUACACACACUGGGCAAGAACUGUUAUCUCACCUCUGAAACUUACCUUCCAAAUUAGACAAGUGAAUAUUGCAGCUGCUAAUGUUUGAGUCAGAACAUUUUCCCAUCAUUUUUUGCAUGUGCUGCUCCACAAUUCUGGCAGUUUAUCAACAGACAAGUCAUGCCUUGCAGACAGUCUUGUUAUCUCUGUUGUGUGAGGGUACUGGUGUGAAGAAAAACAACUUCCAUGAGGCACAACCCAUGACCAGUCUGACCUCAGCCCACGGGUGGCUCGGCGAAGGGUUGCGUCGAGUGUUUGUGUGGAUGAGCUUCAAGCACUUCCUUUUGUUGACUGACCUGAUCUGUGUUGAGGCCUCCACAACCAUUUUUUUUUCCAGGAGAAAGCAUAAUUUAUGUAUUAAGUAAAUCCAGCUUUGAUAUUUCUGAUUGUACUUGUAGUGUUCAUCAGUUUAUUUUGUUGUCACAAUAUCACUUGCUAUUUAAUUGUUGUGCACUGUGGAGAGUUAGUGAGAGGAUAGACGUUCUUGUUCCCCAGUGGACUUGAUCUAAAUAACAUAUUUUUCUGUGAAAGUGGCAAAAUUAAAAUAAAAAUGCAUUAGUAAUUAGGACAA